AUGAAUCGAGGUGGUUAUGGUGGUGGUGGAAGUUCUCCUGGUUACGCAUCAGGAUCAGGAGGUGGCCAAACCGCUGUCAAAUUUGAGAAAAACGACCUUUUUCAUCGUGUAAUUGUUAGCGGUGGUGGAGGCGGUUCUGACAACGGUGGUGGCACACUUCAACAGUCUGAUGACGGCUCCGGAGGUGCAGGAGGUCUCGAAGCGCAAAGAUUUAAUAUAGACUGUAUGUAUAUUGAAAAUUUAUCCGCAAAUUCUACUUUUGGAUUCAGUUUUGGGCAAGGAGAAUCUUCUCGCACAGAUGGUUCGAAGAAUCCAUAUGGAAUCAAAACACCACAUGGAUUCACAGACAGAGGAAGUGCAGGUGGUGGGUGGUAUGGUGGUUUUUGCAGUCAUCACAAUAAUGGUGGUGCUGGUGGAGUUUCUUCUUGGGUUCUGUCAGACAAUGCAAUUCUUCCGAAAGGAGAAUUGACUUUUUAUGACGAAAACUAUGAAGAAAUUGGUCAAGAUCGUUAUGCAUAUGAUACUUCUGUAUCGUUCAAGUUUUUCGAUGUUCAGCAUGAGUCAGGUGUAUGGGAAGGACACGGAAAACUAAUUAUAACAUACUAUCCUCUAACUAGUCAUUGUUUACAUUAUAUCCAUUUUAAUUGUAAUGCUAUUAUGUAUGCUUGUAGUCUUUCUUAA
Molecule: messenger RNA, 681 nt
Organism: Trichomonas vaginalis G3
Lineage: Eukaryota; Parabasalia; Trichomonadida; Trichomonadidae
Product: glycine-rich protein family
Exons: 1
Coding region: 1-681 (226 amino acids)
Source: RefSeq, a predicted model, not a curated record